AAAACUAAUAAAAACUUGAUAACACUUUUUUAUGUGUCAAGUGCAUGAACAUGCCAAUAUACCAUGCAAUGAACUUGGUAAACGAGUAGAGAUCGAAAACUAUGCAUUGUGGACAUGAAAAUGUGCUAGAUGAAUUCCCGCAAAAAAAUGUGCUAGAUGAAUAUGGUUUUUUUUUCUAGUAUGUGGGUUUUCCACGGUGCUUUUGUGCUGAUAUUUCUACAUAUCCCGAUCAUUUACUUUCGGAAAUUCUGACCAAUGACAUUUUUUUCUCUCUCUCUAGGCAACUGAUACAGUUUUUUUUUGUGAGAGAGGCAACUGAUACAUUUUCUUUAGGGAGGCAACUGAGUAGUACAGUUAAUCGAUCAGAUAGAGAAAUGGGCGGUAGUGGACAUGGUGGGCCGAAACUUCCGGACCUGGUGCGCACGUAAACUAGGCUUUCGGUAAUUUUUGUCUAAAUAAAAAGGCUUUCGGUCAUUUUUCCCAUUGGAAAUACCGGAAAUUUCCUGUAUUGGAUAGAGUUUUUUUUUGCUGGAAGUAUUGGAUAGAGGUUUUUUUUUGCGGGGAAGUAUUGGAUAGAGGUUGGUAAGCCACAUGAAUUUCCACACUUUUUUGCUGUAAAAAAAACUUCCACACUUUUUUUAUGCUGUAAAAAAAACUUCCACACUUUUUUCAUAGACAAAUGGCGUCAAAAAGAAACUGCACGGUAAUCGAUCGAUGUGCUACGUACGCCAUGGAUAGUUUGUGUGAGCGAAAACUCAGGCGUCCAGCAGGUUGGUAGGUUUGCUGCAAAUUUCUCAUGACCCGCGCACGUACCCCAUUUACCCGUGCAUUUCUCUGCUGAUUACAAACAACUGAACUACUCCUAACGAACUCCGUGCCUCCAUGAGAUACCGCGCGACCGCCCGUCCUCAUCCAAGACGCCGCCGUCCUCCGAUCCCAUGGUGAUCGGGCCAAAGAAGGCGAGGAGUUGGACGCAGUUGCCAUGCCCACACCGGCUGCUCUGCGUGCCGGAGCACUGCGCAUCGGCCCGGUUCGUGGCCGUCGCCGCCGUCUGUCUCCUCGUCGUGGUCGGCACGUACUACGUGCUCUGCUCGCCGGCCGACGCCGACGGCCAGCGGCAAGUAGAAUCCUCCGGCUGCAACUACAGAACUACUUACCCGAUCGAUUCCGGCGGCGAUGAUCUGGAGGCGGCGCUGCGCGGCGCGGCGGACGCGAACAGGACGCUGAUCCUGAGCGUGCUGAACAAGGCGUACGCCGAGGAGGAUGGCCUGCUCGACCUUUUCGUGCGGAGCCUGAGGGAAGGGGAGGGAACCGCGCAGCUCCUCAGCCACGUCCUCCUCGUGGCAAUGGACCGGCCGGCAUACCGCCGGUGCAUGAGCCUCGGCGGCAUCCGGUGUUACCGGCUCCCGGCGUCGAGGAACGGCACCCAAGACUUGUCGUCGGAGCAGCUCUACAUGUCCGACGGGUUUAUACGCAUGAUGUGGCGGCGCAUUCGCCUCCUCGGCGACGUCCUCAAGCACGGUUACAGCUUCAUAUUCACGGAUUUGGAUGUGAUGUGGCUGAGGAACCCGUUCCCGAGUCUCAACCGCACCGGGGAGGAAGACCUCCUGAUCAGCUCCGACAAGUUCAACGGACGGCCGCGGGACUACCUCAGCAAUGAGCUCAACACCGGCUUCUUCUUCGUGGUCGUGAACAACCGGACGGCGGCGCUGUUUGACGAGUGGCACGCAGCCCACGGCGGGUCCGCAGGCUUGAAGGAGCAGGACGUGUUGAAUCAGAUGAAGCGGCGGCACGUGUUCCGGCGCCUCGGCGUGAGGGCGCGCGUCCCGGACAUGGCGCGCUUCAGCGGGUUUUGCCAGGACAGCCGGGACGCCCGGCAGGUGGCCACCGUGCACGCCAACUGUUGCCGGACGAUGCGGGCCAAGAUCGCUGACUUGAGGGCCAUCCUCAGGGCCGCUAGGCGGCUCAACGGGACGACACAGCUGAGGUGGCCGCCGCACUCGCAGUGCGCUAAAUCAUGGAGAUGAGACGAUUCGUUGAGAGAAGUAGAAGUGCGUACAUAUAAUUUCCUAAUCAGAUUUGCUAUUUCACGUCUAGAUAUAAAAAAGUACCAUAUAUACAUUUCUAACCAUAUGAUUUAGUCAUCAAGAUCAGUAUUUUUUGCUUCUUUUAUUCAUUGAUCCUUUUCUGUACGCGUUACUGGCAGUGGGCCGCUGUUGAUCCAUUUGAUUUUGUUC
Messenger RNA from Triticum urartu, 2237 nucleotides. The record is from RefSeq and is a predicted model, not a curated record. NCBI's taxonomy places the organism in Eukaryota, Viridiplantae, Streptophyta, Magnoliopsida, Poales, Poaceae.